Messenger RNA from Lobosporangium transversale, 1235 nucleotides. RefSeq names its product integral membrane protein S linking to the trans Golgi network-domain-containing protein. Gene Ontology annotation, cellular component: Golgi membrane; trans-Golgi network. Gene Ontology annotation, biological process: Golgi to plasma membrane protein transport; protein localization to Golgi apparatus; Golgi to endosome transport. The transcript has 3 exons. NCBI's taxonomy places the organism in Eukaryota, Fungi, Mortierellomycota, Mortierellomycetes, Mortierellales, Mortierellaceae. The coding region runs from base 279 to 1235 and encodes 318 amino acids. The record is from RefSeq and is a predicted model, not a curated record.
UAUCACCUGUAUGCCAAUUGUAUCAGCGAUGACUGGAGAUCUGGCAAAAGUGAAUGAGGAGCCAUAAUGUCAGGAAAAAUGAUCAGAAAGAAAUUGAAAUAAUUGAAAUUUACAUUUUUUUAUUCAGAAGCAGCACAUUCUUUCGCCUUUCGCCUUUCACCUUUCAAAUAGAUCAACGUAAUAGGAUUCCCAAACAUUCGCAAACAAUAACGGGAAGGGCAUCAAGCGGAUUCUCCAUUGGCACUUUCUGCUCAUAAUUUUAUUAUUAACCGAUCCGCAUGGCGCACUCUAACUCAUCCUUUCGUGCCACACAAUGGGACCCUGUUCUUAUCCUCUCACAAAUCGUUUGCCUGCAAGCUGUUUGGUACAUAUCCAUUUCCACCAUCGUCUUUACGCUCUUCAAGUUCUCAGGCAUGGAUAUUACAUUGGACGCAAUCCUUAAUUAUCGUGAGAUUCGUACCGAUAAUGCUCAGGGGAUGCUGUUGGGCCUUGCAUGGCUGCUUAACUCAAUCAUCGGAGUCUAUCUUCUGCUCAAGAUUGUUGCGCGCGCACGCCUGGUGCUUGACUUUUCACUCACGCUUCUUCUCUAUCAUGUCAUCAUGACGAGUCUUUAUUCAGAUCACAUUCCUACUGGUUUCCUGUGGUGGGCCUUGAACGGAACCACAGCUGGAAUCAUGAUCUUUGGGGGAGAAUACGUUUGCAUGCAACAGGAGAUGGAGCCAAUCUUGCUGGGUGGAGGCAGUAGUAGCAAUAAUGGUGGUAAUAGCGAUCAUGAAUUACAGUCUAGAUCUGCAUCAGGAGCAGGAUUAGCUUCAACUUCAGGAUCAGGGUCAGGAAAUAAUAGGAAUAAUAAUGAUAACAAUACAGGUUCUAGCAGUAUUAAUAAUAAUGAAAGUAUCAGUAAUCAGAGCACUAUCAAAGGUAGUCAUCAUCUUUCAUUACAAGGCAAAGCAUUAACUGGGAUCCAUGAUGGAUACAGCUAUGGUGAGUCGGAUUCUUUACUCAUGGAGACCUUUGACAGCCAUUCCCCGGAUCAACAGCAGCAGCAACAAUCGUCUUCCUUAUCUACUUCAUGGUCCAUACAGCCACAGAAGGCUCGGUCCAGUGGCAAUGCCAGCGUAGUACGGUCAGGGUUCGCACGCUCUAGUGUCAUUCUAGGAAGCCAUAAACAAGGACGUCAGCGGACUUCAGAUAAUUAUAAGAUAGUUCCUAUCUCGGACAUUGGAACUGAUUAA